AUGAAGCCCAUAGGGAAAGCAGUAAAAGUGAAACUUUACAUUGUUGCACCUUUAUUGAGCAAUGCAGAAAAUGUGGCAGGUUUAUAUGGUGAAUUAGGUUCAAAUGGUGAAUUAGGGUGGGAUACUGCAGUACACCAAACCCUCAUUGCUCACGUGUCUAGCCCAAAUUGUCAAAAUGAUGAGUUGAUAAGUUUAUAUGGAUUUGAUGAUGAUGGAUUUGACAGUGGUUCUAUGCAGCAAGAGUUUAUUCCUUCAAGGGAUUUGGGGGAAAAGGAAUUAGAAGUAGGCAUGAAAUUUGGGUCAGCUGAAGAUUUUAGGUUGGCAUUGAGGGAAAUAGCAUUGAAGAACAAGUUUGAUAUAAAAUUCACAAGAAAUGAUGGAGAUAGGGUAAGUGCAGUAUGCAAAGCUGAAUGUGGUUGGAGGAUAUAUGCAAGCAAACCAGAAUAUAAUAAUUGCUUAAUAAUUAAGACAUGUGUAUCAAAACACACAAAUUGCCUUUGGUUUCACACCAAUGCACAAGCAUCAUCUUCCUAUUUAGCAACCAAAUACUUAGAACAAUUGAGAAUUAACCCAAAGAUGCCUUUAAGUACACUUAGGACCAAUAUUGCAUGUGAUUUAAACAUUGAUGUAUCUAAACACAAAGUGUAUAAGGCUAAGAGGAAGGCAUUAGAAUUGAUUGAGGGAAAUGAUGCAGAACAGUAUGAAAAAAUGAGGGAUUAUUGUAGUUUGAUCUUGAGAACAAACCCUGGUGUUAUUAAACUACAAACUGAGCCCACUGGUGUUGAAAAUGAGAGAAGGUUUCAAAGGGUUUUUAUCCGUUAUUCCGCAAUGAAAACUGGUUUUAAAGAAGGUUGUAGGCCCCUAAUUGGUGUGGAUGGUUGCUUUCUAAAAGGGCCAUAUGGUGGCCAUCUAUUGAGUGCAGUGUCAAAUGAUGGAAAUGGCCAAAUUUUUCAAGUUACAAUUGCAAUAGUGGAAGCUGAGACAAGAGAUUCUUGGGAGUGGUUUAUGGGAGAAUUGAUUGAUGUCAUAGGGUCCUACCAUGGUACAACUUUCAUAUCUGAUAGACAGAAGGUACAAUGCUAUGGCAUUAGUGAGGCAGUUGACAUUGAGAAUAAAUCAUGCAGUUGUAGGGUCUGGGAUGUGACUGGUAUCCCUUGUAGGCAUGCUGGAGCAUGCAUAUUUACCAAGAGAAACUCUCCUGAAGCAUAUGUUCACCCACACUACCACAGAGAAACCUAUUUGAAGUCCUAUGCUGGUAUAAUCUUGGCAAUUCCAAUGGGGAGGUUGAUGACAACAGACCCCAUUCACCCAUUGCUUCCACCAUACUAUAGGAAACCCACUAGUAGACCAAAGAAGGUAGGAAAGUGGUCACAACUCAAGGACAUGUCAAUUAGUUGA
Molecule: messenger RNA, 1398 nt
Organism: Cornus florida
Lineage: Eukaryota; Viridiplantae; Streptophyta; Magnoliopsida; Cornales; Cornaceae
Exons: 2
Coding region: 1-1398 (465 amino acids)
Molecular function (GO): zinc ion binding
Source: RefSeq, a predicted model, not a curated record